GCGAGUAAACCGAGCGAGACAGUCUCCGUGUGCCUCUGCGGACGCGAACCACCGCUUCUCGGCUCACUCCCUGACCCGCAUUGCGCUCCAGGACCGCGGAGGACUUCAUACUGAUCCGCUCCGGGGAUACUGAGGCUCCGGGAGGUCUCCUCCUCCUCCUCCUCACUAUGAAGGCGAUCAGCUAGCGCUAGCCGAGCGGUGUCCGCUAACAGCGGGACUCCUCCCGGCUGACAGUUUACAGCAGCGGCGGGAUCAGAGGGGAGGAGGAGGAGGACAGAGGCUACACAGCAACCAUUAGCAGCCAGCUAACCACACACACUGCAGCCUGUGAAGCGAGCAGGAGCUGAUAAGGAGCCCGCCAGGCAGAGCAGCUGUGGUGAAUCAUUGAAGAGCAUGAGUCAUGACCUCGGUGGUGCUGGUUGAUACUGGUGGGACGGUGGUGGAGUAUGUCACAGCUGAAGAGGAUCCCGAGCAGGAGGAAGGAGAGUGUGAGGUGGACCUGGAGCUGGAAGGAGAGGUGGAGGGUGAGUGUGAAGCCGAGGAGGCCUAUGAAGAGGAAAGGGAGGAGUCUGAGGACUACCCAGCAGUCAUAGUGGAAGAGGUUCCUAGCGCCAGCCUGGCUGAGGAGCAGAGUUACUCGGCCCAGGUACUGGUGUACGGUGACGAGGCCUAUGUCAUGCAGGAAGUGGGCGAUGAGCAGGAGGUGGAGACAAACGGGGACCCAGUGGAGGCUUCUGUUCAUGGCACCAGUGUCCACUGCUCUGACAAAACCAUCGAGGCUGCAGAGGCUCUGCUACGCAUGGAUUCACCCUCCAGCCUCAAGGAAGACCGCAGCCCAGAGGCGUUCGUCCCACCAAGCGUAGCGACACAAGACAUCCUCCAUGCUGCAAUGCGGCCCGACAUGAUUACAGAGACGGAGGUGGAGAUAUCAACGGAGGAAUGUUGUGAGGAGGAAGAUGAGGAGAUGGUCACGCUCAUAGAUGAGCCAGAACCCGACCACGAGCCAGUCAGGAAGAAGCGAGCCGGACGGAAACCGAAGACGCAUCAGGCGGCUUUUUCCAACGGCUCACCGGAUGUCGGCAUCAAGAAAAAACCAAGAGAAGGAAAAGCAGGGAGCACCACCUACCUUUGGGAGUUCCUGCUGGACCUCCUGCAGGACAAAAACACCUGUCCCAGGUACAUCAAGUGGACCCAGAGGGAGAAGGGCAUCUUCAAGCUGGUCGAUUCCAAGGCCGUGUCCAAGCUGUGGGGCAAACACAAGAACAAGCCAGACAUGAACUAUGAGACCAUGGGACGGGCGCUCAGAUAUUACUACCAGCGUGGAAUCCUCGCUAAGGUGGAGGGCCAGCGGCUGGUUUACCAGUUCAAAGAGAUGCCCAAGAACAUCGUCAUCAUCGACGACGACAAGGCAGAGCUGCCGGGCCCCGAGGAACUGAUCGGCCCGGACGUGGCGGCGCCCUACGAGCGCGUGCCUCCGCCUUCGGACAUGCUGCUCCAGAGCACUGAGCUGUCAGCCUCCAAGAAGCCCAACAUCUUGCGGGGUGCUAACAAAGCCAACAUCAUCCACACUCCAGCCGCUGCAGGCAGCAAGCCAGCUGCAGGAGGAGCGGCGGCGCUGACGGCAGGAAGAAUAGUGGUUUCAGCAGCACCGGACGGGAGCCAGAACCAGCAGUCCCAUGCGACGAUCAUCCCGAACGCCACGGGGCCGAGGACGGUGCGGGUGGCUAUGCAGGUGCCGGUGGUCAUGACGACGUCGCUGGGACAGAAGAUCUCCACAGUCGCCGUGCAGCAGCCGGUGGGAACAGCAGGAGCAGCCGGCCAUACCACCCUCCUCACCAACACCUCGGCUAUCGGCGCCGCUGCCGGGAACGCCAACUCCCAACAGAAGGUCGUGAUCCAGACCAUCCCCACCAUGGUCCCGGCCACCGCGGAGAACGGAGACAAGAUCACUGUCCAGCUCGCCAAGAUCAUCACAAUCCCAGCCCACCAGUUGGCUCAGUGUCAGAUCCAGACCUCCACGGGCACAAACAAGCCCACCAUCGGGGCCUCGCCGGCGAGCAUCAGCCUCCUCGGAAGCCCCCUGACGGUCCGCGCCCUCGCCCCCGUCAACGUCGCCCCGGGGACGCAAGUGAUGAGACUCACCGUGCCAACGCAGGCGCAGCAACAGACUCUGAUGGUUUCGCAACCGGGCAGCGCGGCGGGCGUGGUGACGGUAUCCGCGGCCACCCAGACGGCAGCGCAGCAUCGUAUCAUCAGCGGUGUCAUCAAUGGCUCAGAGCUGGUGAUAGGAGGAGGAGCGGUGGAGAAGCUGAAGGCCGCCGGCGUGCAGGUCCAGGCUGUGCCGGUCCAGCAGAACCAGGCCAACCCCAAAAUGGUCCAGAGCAUCAAAUCGGACCCGGCGGACUCGACCGAGGCGGUGAUAAAGACAGAAGAGCCCGAGUGUUGAAACGUCUCCUCCGCUGCGGUGUGUUCGUUUGUACAUUUCUGAAGUCAUUUCUACUUUUCCUCGAAAUAACCAGCAGCAGUCUGUGAGACUAUAAAGAUGCCCAGAAGUCCCUUUUCCCGUCUCUUUUUUUUUCCUGAACCUGUCUUCUCAUCUUCCCUGUUGCUGCCUAGAACCAAUCCGGUCUAUCUCAGAACCACACAGAAACCUCUCCGACAUAGGAAAACAGAGACUUUAAGGAAAGGGAUGUGUUGGGAAAAGGAAAAGGGACCAACUUUGAUCACUACACUUUGUUUUGGAAAUGUUUCGCUGUCACUGACUUGAAAUCUGGAAGAAAAUGAAACACUACAAAAAAAAAAUUAAGGCAAAAAAAAAAAAAAAAUCAUGUGAACUGUCA
This is a messenger RNA of Archocentrus centrarchus (flier cichlid), 2840 nucleotides long. RefSeq names its product E74-like factor 2b (ets domain transcription factor) (gene elf2b). Gene Ontology annotation, molecular function: sequence-specific DNA binding; DNA-binding transcription factor activity, RNA polymerase II-specific. NCBI's taxonomy places the organism in Eukaryota, Metazoa, Chordata, Actinopteri, Cichliformes, Cichlidae. The record is from RefSeq and is a predicted model, not a curated record. Gene Ontology annotation, biological process: cell differentiation; regulation of transcription by RNA polymerase II. Gene Ontology annotation, cellular component: nucleus. Bases 401 to 2446 code for a protein of 681 amino acids. The transcript is spliced from 10 exons.